AUGUCUCCCUCUUCGCCCGCCGAAUCCCAAGAACCUCGUCCCGGCGUCGAGUCUCUUGCCGUCGAUUCCACCGUUGCAGAUUCGCCACGACCAGACAACCACGAAAUGCUUUCCUUACCGCACCUCGAAGACGGCCUCGCCGCCCCUGCCCUGCCGGCCAAGAGCGCCCUGCGCGCCUCGAGGCUGCUCACCUCCCUCCCGCAAAAGGCCUCUACCGAAGAGAGGCCCAUCCUCCCCCACGCCGCCCCUCACCAGGUCUACCUCUCGUCUGAAGAAGACGCCUCGUCCUCGGCAGACGACUUUUCCGAUUUCGACGAGUUCGACUCGGACAGCGAGCAGUCACAGCGGUCCGACUCCACGCGGACCAGCCACGAGGACACGGCCCGGAUCGUGACCGUCGUCUUUCACGGCCGCCCCUCGAUCGUCGAGCUCCCGCCGAGGUCCUCGACACCCGCCUCGACCAGCUCGACCAGCUUGACGAGCUCGAGGCGGCCUUCUACGGGCAUUGUACGCACCUCGACGGAGCCCACCACCGUUUUCCGCACCCGAUCCAUCUCAUCCACCUCGACAUUAUUGCACCCGCCCAGGUCAAGCAGCAUGAAGCCCAAGAUGCUUGAGAAGAAGCGGCCGACGUUUCUCACAAUCGACCCGUUCGCACCCAAGGUUACCGAGCCCGAGGAGAUAGAGUCGGCACGGCCAACGCCCAAGACGCCGACGGGGAUGCUGAGGAAGACGCUCAGCCUGGUCAAGAAGCGAAGCCGCCCCAUGCUCAACCAAGACGGCGGCCACCGCGACAGCUUCUCGCUGCAAUUGUCGCCCAUGGCGCAGCUGGGCGAGGAGGAGGUGGCGCCGUCGCCGCGCGAGGAGUCCCCCAAGACGCAGGUGCGCACUAGCUAUCAGGACAUCAUGCGGGGCGCCAAGCGGAACGCAGAGGCCACCCCGAGGACCGAGAGCACAACGCCAUCAUCCCCAAGCACACACAAGAGCCGGUUCCGGAGCGGGCUGUCCAUGAGCCGGCCGCGGAGCAUCAGAGCGUGA
Purpureocillium lilacinum is the source of this 1038-nucleotide messenger RNA. RefSeq lists its product as uncharacterized. NCBI's taxonomy places the organism in Eukaryota, Fungi, Ascomycota, Sordariomycetes, Hypocreales, Ophiocordycipitaceae. The record is from RefSeq and is a predicted model, not a curated record.